AUGGCCUUCCCCUACAUCGACACGCCGCGCACCGAAUACGACGGCAACGCGACUUACCUCACAACCGGGCUUCGCAGUGCGGGGCGGCAUCACUUGUCUGCCCUCGAUUCUCUUGAAAAUUCCUUUCAAACACCAUCCAAAGACAAUGAUGUGAUUAAAGGUUUUGACAAACGCGUCACUCCGCGCGCCGGUGCUGCUUCGAAGUCAGCGAGAAGCGCGUUACGACAUCUUCCAACAACAGCCCCCGCGAAGGGAGAGUUUACUCCAUUGAUGAAGAGCGCGACAAAGAACAAUCUUUUGAGAAAUAUGUCUGCACGAGGAACAGAUGGUCCGAAGACCCCGGGAUAUCAGCGAGAGACCCAUCGCAGCAACGCCCACACACCCGGCUUGCCUGCUAUGGACAUGUCUGAUAUAUACGAGGAGGAUCGGACGAUGGAAGAGGCAACCCCGGUUCCGCAUGCUGCAAGCAGUAGUGCGCAAAGCACACCACUGCCCGGGUAUUCAGGACGCAACGGAGGAGUCCUCGGUGAUGGAGGGAACAAUUUGUCGCUCAAGGACCAAGCUAUGGCCAUUGACCAACUAAGCAAAGUUAAUUUCAGUUUGAAGCUGAGAAUUCACUUCAUGGAAGAACAGCUCCAAAAAGCUGGUCCGGAAUACAACAACGAAGCCCUUAAAGAAAACAGGGAGCUCAAGGUCUUGCGACUCACGAUGCAACGCGAUAUUUCUCGAUACCGGAAGAGCCUCCAGCAGGCAGAGAAAGACCUCGAGGACUACCAGCUACAAUUGGUGGAAUUAAAGGAGAAAUCAUGGAGGGAGCAAGCGGAUCAGACGGUACAGCGUGAAAUGGAUCUGAUUCGCGAAGAGCUUGAAUCGCGUGACAAUGAACUUCGAGAAGCGCGCGACGAAUUGAGGCAAAUCAAAGAUACCCAAGCGCAAGAGGCCGAAAAACUUCGUGACAGUAUUGAGGACCUAGAAGCAAGCUCGAGAGAGAAGGAUCGGCUCCUUGAGGAACGUGAAGAAGAACUUGAGGAUCUGAAACGUCACGCCGAGGAGAAUGGUGCAGCUUCAGAGCUCCAACUUGAGCUAGACCGCGCCAAGGAUCAGAUGCAAGAGCUCCAUGAUAGUCUUGCCCAGGCCAAGUCCGAAACCAAAGAGUCAGUAAAUGCCGCAAAGCAGGCUAUUGAAGAGAAGAAUCGCGCCGAGGAGGAGUUAAGAGAAUUGCAGGACGAAAUGUCGAACAAAUCCUUUACCACUAAAGGACUGAGCCGACAAAUGGAGGACAGGACCGAAAAGCUUGAAGAAGAGAUACGCGAGCUGCAACGAGAGAAUGAUGCUCUAAGGACAGAAUUGCAGAGUAAAACCAACCAUGCGACUCUCCUCGAAGAGCGUUAUCAAACUAUUCAACAUGGACUGGAAGAUAACGCCAACCAACUUGUUGAAGACCUUGACGUGGCCAGGCGUGAUCGUGAUCAAGCCCGACAGGAUCUAAAAACUACUUCUGCUCGACUACAGGAGGCCUUGGAUGAACUCCAGCGUGGAACAGACGAAAAAGAACUCCUUCAAACUCGCCAUCAUGCGCUGACCGAUGAAUCGGGAGGACUACAAAUCGAACUCGACCGUGCACAAUCCAGAAUCCGCGAACUCCAAAAAGCGGUUCAAGACGCCACAACUCGCGCUCAGGAUGAAGGGCACAACAUUCGCUGGCAGCACAAGGCGGAAAUUGAACGGCUGCAAGAUGAGAUCGAAAACCUUCACCACGAAAUUGAGGAGAAGGAAGGUCGAUUUGCAGUCGAUCAAAGUCGCUGGGAAAGCAGCAAGCGGACUCUGCAAUCAGAGAAAGCAUGGGCAGAAGGCCAAGCGGCAGACUUGAAGCGCACUAUCGACACUCUUCAGGAAGCCGGCAGCACACACUCUGGGAAAGAAUCUCGGCUACAAGAGGCCAUUGACAGCGAGAAAAAGCGCUACACGCAAGAAAAGGCUAUGCUGAAUCGCCAAAUCCACGAUCUUAAAGACGACCUUGAUAAGACAAGACGCGACCUUGAUGAAAAACGAGACGAGCUUCUUACGGUGAAGCAGGAUGCUCGAGUAUCUAAGCGCGAAGAGCAAGCACUUGCAGACAAGGUGCGUGCUUUGGAGGACGAGGUAAUUGUUUUACAAUCCAGUCUGGCGGAUGAGCAAGAACUUGCCAAGGGUCGACAAAAUGGGACAUCUGACCUGGACAAAAACCUGGAAAAGUCCAUCGCCGAGAGACAGAAGCUCCGUGAUCAACUUGCAAAUGCUCAUGUUGAGAUAUUUGACUUGAAGGCUUCGGUGCAGGAGAUUGAGGCUGAACGCAUCGAGCUCCAAGCACAACUCGACCGAGUCCAGAAUGCAGAUGACACCACCCGAUUUGACCGCGACAAACUUGAACUACGCAAAAAUGUCACAAGACUUGAUAACGAACUCAAAGUAUUGCGAGAUGCCAAAGCGUCCCUUGAGGAUCAGCUCAUCUCAGAAAGUGAACGAUUUGCAGCAGAGGAGGGUCGUCUUUCGGCUGAAAUUGAUCGCCUUCAGGACAAAUUGCUUGCUGGCUCAGGUAACCGAGAUCGAGAACUCACUUCAGCCAAGACAAAGGUACAGCGCCUGGAGCGUCGCGCCCAAGAACUGGAAGCUCUUCUUGAGCAGCAGCUGCCCGUGGUUGAGAAUGAACAAUCUGCCACACAUGGGGAGCUCUCUUUACUUCGACACAGCUUAGAGGAGGCUAGGAAACGUGAAAAGAUCCUCAUCCAGCGUGAAUCCAAGCAGAAAUCUUCUGCGCAAAGCUACAAGUCCCGAGUUGACGAACUAGAAAAGGAUCUUCAUGAGGCGAUGAUGAACAAAUUCGAGUUGCACUCCCCACACAAUUCACCAUCAAACAAGCUUCAUGAAGAGCUUCGCAGUCUACGAAAACAAGUAACUGAAGCACAUCGAUCUCUCCAGAAGGUGAACGCGAAGAACCGAGAACUAGAACGUGCCGCGAUGAAAGAAGAGGACCAAAAGGACUUCCAUGAGCUCCUCAGAUCCUCCACUCUCGAGGCCGAAUCAUUAGCCCUGAAAUUAUCCGAACGGGAAGCGCGCCUGAGUGAAUUGAAGACACAUGUGCGCCGGAUUCGCGAAGAACGAGAUGUCCAUAAGCGCGAGGCCGAAGCAGCAACCAAAAAUCUCGACAUGUUGCAAAGACGCCACGACGAAAUUCUCGAGAAAACCUCCCUGUCCAAGUCAACCAACAAGACCAAGCAUGAAAAAGAAAUCCGAGGCCUGGGCAAGGAGAUUAUCUGGCUUCGCGCUCGCCUGCAGCGCGAGGAAAAGUUCCGCCGCGAUCUUGCCUGGAGCAAGGGCUUGAUGGAACUUGGUGAACGCGUUCGAGUUGCAUGCAACGAUGCCGAUCUCCGCAUGAUUUCUGAAAUGGGCGUGCAGGCCCGUGACAGAGCUCCUGUCCGCACUCCACGCCAAAAAUUAAAAUCCGCCAUAUCUCUUGUGAGGGCCGCUGUUCGCAUGAAGAAGAUGAGCAGCGAUUGGAAGCGAACCAAGAAACUGGGCGAGGGCUUGAAGCGUGCUAAGACCGAAAUGCUAAAGCGCCGUGAUAGCUCAAAUAAGAGCUUACUUGGCCAGUAG
Penicillium digitatum Pd1 is the source of this 3633-nucleotide messenger RNA. Its product is annotated as putative spindle-pole body protein (Pcp1). Gene Ontology annotation, cellular component: microtubule organizing center. The record is from RefSeq and is a predicted model, not a curated record. Lineage: Eukaryota; Fungi; Ascomycota; Eurotiomycetes; Eurotiales; Aspergillaceae.